Messenger RNA from Antechinus flavipes (yellow-footed antechinus), 2986 nucleotides. RefSeq names its product neurofilament heavy chain (gene NEFH). Gene Ontology annotation, cellular component: neurofilament; axon. Lineage: Eukaryota; Metazoa; Chordata; Mammalia; Dasyuromorphia; Dasyuridae. Gene Ontology annotation, molecular function: structural constituent of postsynaptic intermediate filament cytoskeleton. The record is from RefSeq and is a predicted model, not a curated record. Gene Ontology annotation, biological process: axon development.
CGCCGGCCGGCGUGUUCCAGGCUCCCCGCGCUCCCGGCUCCGACGCCGGCCCCGGCCCCGCAAACAUGAUGAGCUACGGCAGCGCGGACGGGCUGCUGCAGGGCCCCACGUACCCGCUGCCCUUGCCCCUGGCCUUGGCCUCGGGCCGCAAGAGCGCCGCGCUGAUGCGCUCCGUGGCCGGCGGCUCGGCGUCCAGCGGCUUCCACUCGUGGGCGCGGAGCUCGGGCUCGGGCUUCCGUUCCCGCGGCGCGCUGGCCGCCUCAAGCACCGAGAGCCUGGACUCGCUCAACGGGCCGGGGCUGGGCGGCGAGGGCCGCGGGGCGCGCAACGAGAAGGAGCUGCUGCAGGCGCUCAACGACCGCUUCGCCGGCUACAUCGACAAGGUGCGGCAGCUGGAGCUGCAGAACCGGCAGCUGGAAGGCGAGGCGGCCGCGCUGCGGCAGCAGCAGGCCGGCCGCUCGGCCAUGGGCGCGCUCUACGAGCGCGAGAUCCGCGAGAUGCGCGCGGCCGCGUUGCGCCUGGGCGCGGAGCAGGGUCAGCUGCGCCUGGAGCACGAGCGCCUGCUGGAGGACAUCGCGCACGCGCAGCAGCGCCUCGACGACGAGGCUCGCCAGCGCGAGGAGCUGCAGGCGGCGGCGCGCGCGCUGCACCGCUACGCGGACGAGGCGGGCCUGGCGCGCGCCGAGCUGCAGAAGAAGGUGCAAGCGCUGCAGGACGAGGGCGCCUUCCUCCGCCGCCGCCACGACGAUGAGGUGGCCGAGCUCCUCAGCCAGAUCCAGGCCGCGGGACCCCCCGACGGCCGCGACCUCGUCAAGUCCGAUGUGACGUCGGCGCUGCGCGAGAUCCGCGCGCAGCUCGAGGGCCACACGGUGCAGAACACGCUGCAGUCCGAGGAGUGGUUCCGAGUGAGGUUGGACCGCUUGUCAGAAGCUGCCAAAGUGAACACAGAUGCCAUGCGCUCGGCCCAGGAGGAGAUCACCGAAUACAGACGUCAGCUGCAGUCCAAGACCACCGAGCUAGAGGCCCUCAAGGGGACAAAGGACUCUUUGGAGAGGCAACGAUCAGAUCUGGAAGACCGCCAUCAUGCUGAUGUCAUCUCCUAUCAGGAGACCAUUCAGCAGCUGGACAGUGAGCUGAGGAGCACCAAGUGGGAAAUGGCCGCCCAGCUCCGAGAGUACCAGGAUUUGCUGAAUGUCAAGAUGGCCCUCGACAUUGAAAUCGCAGCCUACAGAAAACUUCUAGAAGGAGAAGAGUGUAGAAUUGGCUUUGGCCCGGGUCCUUUCUCCUUUCCUGAGGUGCCCCCCAAAACCCCGGCCACUUCCACACAUAUAAAAGUCAAAAGUGAAGAGAAGAUCAAAGUGGUUGAGAAGUCAGAGAAGGAGACAGUUAUUGUGGAAGAACAGACUGAGGAGAUCCAGGUGACUGAAGAGGUAACUGAGGAAGAGGAGAAGGAAGAAGAGAAAGAAGAAGCAGAAGAAGAAACUGGAGAGAAGGAAGAAGAAGGUGAAGAAGAAGGAGAAGAAGCAAAAUCUCCAGAGAAGGAAGCCAAGUCUCCUCCCACGGAAGAGGUCACAUCACCUGAGAAGGCUAAAUCUCCAGCAAAGGAAGAGGUCAAGUCUCCAGAAAAGGCCAAAUCUCCAGUGAAGGAAGAGGUCAAGUCCCCCCCUGAGGUCAAGUCUCCAGAAAAGGCCAAAUCCCCAGCAAAGGAAGAGGUCAAAUCUCCAGAGAAGGCCAAAUCCCCAGCAAAAGAAGAGGUCAAGUCUCCCCCUGAGGUCAAAUCUCCGGAAAAAGCCAAAUCUCCAGCAAAGGAUGAGGUCAAGUCUCCAGAAAAGGCCAAAUCUCCAGCGAAGGAAGAGGUCAAGUCUCCCCCUGAGGUCAAGUCUCCAGAAAAGGCCAAAUCCCCAGCGAAGGAAGAGGUCAAGUCCCCCCCUGAGGUCAAGUCUCCAGAAAAGGCCAAAUCCCCAGCAAAGGAAGAGGUCAAGUCCCCCCCUGAGGUCAAGUCUCCAGAAAAGGCCAAAUCCCCAGCAAAGGAAGAGGUCAAGUCCCCCCCUGAGGUCAAGUCUCCAGAAAAGGCCAAAUCCCCAGCAAAGGAAGAGGUCAAGUCCCCCCCUGAGGUCAAGUCUCCAGAAAAGGCCAAAUCCCCAGCAAAGGAAGAGGUCAAAUCUCCAGAGAAGGCCAAAUCCCCAGCGAAGGAAGAGGUCAAGUCCCCCCCUGAGGUCAAGUCUCCAGAGAAGGCCAAAUCCCCAGUGAAGGAGGAAGUGAGGUCCCCAGCGGACAUCAAAUCCCCAGUCAAGGCCAAAUCUCCAGAAAAGGAAGAUGCAAAAUCCCCCGAGAAAGAGGAAGACAAAGAGAGCGCCCCAAAGAAAGAAGUACCAAAGCCUCCUAGCGCACCUGUCAAAGAAGAAGGAAAGGAAGUUAAAGUGAAAGAAGCCCCCAAGAAGACAGAGGAGGAGAAAGCCCCGGCCAAAGCAGAAGAACCCAAAGAUGGCAAGAAAGAGGCCCCCAGAAAGGAGCCCGAGGAGAAACCCAAAGAGGCCCAAGGUGGGACCAAGCCAGAAGGAGCCGGGAACCAUCAGGCGGCCCCCGCCCCAGAGCCCGCAAAGGGAGAAACCAAGGCCAAGGAGGCAGCAAAGCCCCAGGAGAAGAAGGGGCCGGCCCCCAAAGCUCCCAGCCCUCCGGCCACCAAGGAAACUGAGAAACCCAAACAGGAGGAAAAAAAAGCAGAGGAAAAACCCCAACCCGACCCCAAAGCCAAAGAGGAGGAAAAGGCGCCUCCCAAAGAAGCUGCCAAAACAGAAGCCCCCAAGGCCAGCAAACCCAAGACGGAGAAGGUGGAGAAAUCCUCCAGCACCGACCAGAAGGAGAGCAAAGUCUCCGAGCCCGGGGCCGAUGACAAAGCCAAGAAGGGCGAUAAGUAGCCACAAGAGUCAGGGCCAGAAAUGUCCAGCGGGAGCAGCCAAAGAAACUCGAACAGGUCAAUCAACUC